AUGGCGUACGAGCAAGAACUCAAGCUUGCCUUGCUUGCGGUUGCCCGUGCCAGCAUCUUGACCAAGGCCGUCUUCUCUGCCAAGCAAAAAGGGACCAUCUCCAAAGAUGAUGCCUCGCCUGUCACAAUCGGCGAUUACGGAGCCCAAGCCCUCAUCAUCAGCGCGGUCAAGAAGGCCUUCCCAUCUGAUGAAGUCGUGGGCGAAGAGGAGGCCUCCACGCUCCGGACUGAUAAAGCCCUUUCCUCCAAAAUUUGGGAACUAGUCAAAGACGUGAAGCUUGAUGACGCUGCAAGCGACGAGCUGCUGGGCGGACCUCUGGCAAGCGAGGACAAGAUGCUCGAUGCCAUCGAUGCCGGAAACAGUGCCGGCGGUGCGAAGGGCAGAAUCUGGGCGCUGGAUCCUAUCGAUGGUACCAAGGGUUUCCUGAGAGGUGGGCAGUACGCAGUAUGCUUGGCUUUGAUGGUGGAUGGGGAGGUGCAGGUCGGCGUGUUAGGAUGCCCCAACCUUCCAGUCGAUGACAGCGCCCCUUUGACCGAGGAUAUGAGUGCCGCAGAAGGGGAUCAGGAGGGCCGGGGCGUGUUGUUUGCAGCAGUCAAGGGUGAGGGUGCUACAUCUCAACCCCUGACGCGCAAAGCCGUUGGCAAAGGUACCCCUAUCAGCGUGUCCAAGAUCAGCGAUGUGAGCAAGGCUGUCCUUUGCGAGAGUGUAGAGGCCGGUCACUCAUCAAAGGGCGACAACGCCGACAUUGCGGGUAAGCUAGGCAUCACUGGUAAACCGGUGCAGAUGGACAGCCAAGCCAAAUACGGGUCUGUUGCGCGAGGGGCGGGUGACGUCUAUCUUCGCUUGCCGGUCAGAAAGGACUACGUGGAGAAGAUCUGGGACCAUGCCGCAGGUGAGCUGAUUGUCAGGGAAGCUGGUGGCGAGGUCACGGAUGUCAACGGCAGAAGACUGGACUUCUCCAAGGGACGGACGCUGACGGAGAAUAAAGGCGUGGUGGCUGCACCAAAGGACGUCCACGCCGAGGUUCUCGCUGCUGUCAAGGAGGUUCUAGGUGCAAAGGCCGCCAAGGUUUAG
Cyphellophora europaea CBS 101466 is the source of this 1074-nucleotide messenger RNA. RefSeq names its product 3'(2'),5'-bisphosphate nucleotidase. The transcript has a single exon. The coding region runs from base 1 to 1074 and encodes 357 amino acids. Gene Ontology annotation, biological process: sulfate assimilation; phosphatidylinositol phosphate biosynthetic process. Gene Ontology annotation, molecular function: 3'(2'),5'-bisphosphate nucleotidase activity. NCBI's taxonomy places the organism in Eukaryota, Fungi, Ascomycota, Eurotiomycetes, Chaetothyriales, Cyphellophoraceae. The record is from RefSeq and is a predicted model, not a curated record.